Molecule: messenger RNA, 1566 nt
Organism: Oncorhynchus masou masou (cherry salmon)
Lineage: Eukaryota; Metazoa; Chordata; Actinopteri; Salmoniformes; Salmonidae
Exons: 4
Coding region: 252-743 (163 amino acids)
Biological process (GO): autophagosome assembly; positive regulation of DNA-templated transcription
Cellular component (GO): nucleus; autophagosome
Source: RefSeq, a predicted model, not a curated record
UUGACAGCUAGUUGCCAAAAUACGAUGGCUAAGGUUAGUUAGUGCGCAACCAACUGAAGCUCCGCCUUCGAGUUGGGAUUUUUGUUUACCACCCAUCAAAGCAAAGUGAAGCAGUUGGUGUUCAUAAACAAGUCUGUAUCAAAACAAUUACAGAUCAGUUAUAGUUUCGAGCUAGCCGUCGGCCACCGCCCGUUAAAUAUACACUUGUCAGACUGCAAUAAGAGGGCCAAGGGAGGCAAAACAUAUACACAAUGAUUGGAAAGAUAUUUGCCCAUUUCCUUGGUAGCACAGAUGAUGAUUUUUCCACAGAUGACAAUGAAACCUAUGAGGAGCUCAUUGAGUUUGAGGAGGGAGGAUGGGUCAUUAUCAACAUUCAAGAGAACAACUCCUUGACCCCGCCUGAGGAAGACCCUUUGGAGAACCUGCUGAUUGAGCAUCCCAGUAUGUCUGUAUACCAGAUCAGACACCAGACCAGUGAUGAGGAAGACUCAGAUGAAGAGGAUGUUUCUCCCAGGCCUGUGCCAGUCAAACAGCACGUGUCCUGGAGGUUAGCUGCCUGGGGCAGCCCGCUUCCAUGCAACGUCCAACUGCUUGCCAUACAGCGAGCCCGGACUCACAUGGAGUGCAAGGAGCUGACCAGGAGUGCUCUCCAGAGACAGAACCUUGCCAAGAUGCGAUUCUCCCCCUCUGACAGACGCUUUGGUCUCUUCAAACAACCCUGCCAGCGCCUGUACAACUACUGAGUGUCUACUGAGUAACUCUACUGAGUAACUCUACGGUACUCUACUGAGUAACGUCACUGUCUGAAGCCACUUAACAUACAGACCGGAGACAUAUUACCGGUGUCAAUUUCUUUACCCAGAUCAAGGAAACCCCCCCUUUGCUGAGUAUGUUAUUAACAUGCUGAGCCCAGUUUGAGAGUGAAAUAGCCUUGAGUAGAUGUGUGUGCGCAUGUGAAAAGUAUUAUAACUGGCUUGUUACUGUUAAGUCUUAUGGCUCUGAUAAACUUUUAUUUAGUGUAUGAAAUGCAAAAGGUUUAUAGCACGUGCAAAUGUGAAUGUUAUUGGAUAUGGUAUACUUUUUGCUAUUAUUUUUUGUGCCUUAGAUUUAGAUACGUUGUGGGUACAUUGCUUGAAGGAAAAGUUGUUAAGUUUCAUAGCUAUGAAAAGCUAUUUUGUAUGUGAUAUGUUACGAUAGAAAACAUCACUCUUGAGUAAUUGGACCUCGGAACAAAUACAAUAUAUGGAAGGAUUAGCAAAUAAUGAAAUAAUGAUGGACACUGUUUCUAAUGUAUGUUUUGUACUGAGUGAUUCACUUUGUUUUCAUACAUUUAUUCCCAGUGUGUUCUUAUGUUUGCUGUACUGCUACAAGACCUGUUUGUAAAUAUAUUCAGAUUUUUUCCGUUGCUAUUUUGCUGUAUAUUUAAAUGUUAAAAAUUGUUAAAGUCUGUUUUGUUUGGGUAUUAUUUGUGUUUUAUUAAAUAGCAUGAGACAACUUCAGUAAUUACAUGUAUUAUUCCCACCAAAUGUAUUUCAUUGGUCUGCAUUAAAUUAUUUUAGUAGCACA